UAAGGGCGCUCUAUUUGAGAUUAAGGUGUGUUAGAAUUAUAGUUUUGAUUGUUUAUUACAGAUCAAGUCCGCCGUAUUCACUUUAAUUGAGCUAACGUCAGUUGAAGCAACACCAAGAAUAUCUUUACUUUUCAAAAACUCCAUGAUUGACAGUGAUACUGAUGAAUUUUCACAACAUGUAUCGUGUACAAUUGUACCUUAUGUAGAACAACAACCUGUAGCUGGUAUUGAAGUUUACUUCCUGAGACAAUUGGCUAAUCCUUUUCGUGUUGCCUGGACGCUUAUCAAGUUGGGCUAUGAACCAUUGGCACCAGUUCAGUUCAGUUCGCCUCUUGUUCUAUUUGGUUUAUCAUCUCCAAUUUAUGUCUAUCCGAAUUUCUUUAAGUAUACCUAUCAUUUAAUGAAAACAAUAGGUGUUUGGAAUGUGCUGUCAACAGGAUUGUUUGCAAAUGCUACACAUGAUUUUAUUGUGGAAAUAUUUCGUGCAGCGUUUAGACGAAGAACAAAUAUAUGGAUGCGAACAGAAAAUAAUUUUCACAAUAAAAAACAGAUCGUCAUUCAUACUACUACUAAUCAACAAACCAAUAAAGAAUUUCAGGCUGAAAGACUUUUGGAAGAGUCAAGACUUUCAGUUUUCUUUGAAAGAUUUACUGAGAUAUUAUCACUGAAACUUUGGGAAGUCUUAGUCAGUCAUCCAUUUUAUGUGAUUACUGUUCGACAGAUUGCAGCUUUGAUUGGCAAGGAAACUCAGUAUACAUUUUUUCCUAUGGCUGUUCGAGCUGUUUAUCGUGAAAAUGGUAUUUUAGGAUUUUUCCAGGGUUUUAUACCACGUUUAAUUGGUGAAAUGAUUUUAACAUCAGCUUAUUAUUGUUCUUGUCGUCUGGUCAGAUUAUUAAUAUUUGGAUUAGGUAGAAGAUCUACUGAAAAUAUGAAUAUUUUACGUGUAUUAUUAUACUAUACAUUACAUAAUUAUACUUAUCCAUUUGAAUUAACCGGUUGUGUUAUGGCUGUACAUGGUGCAAAUUUAAUUGGUGCUACUGAAUCGAAUUCUUUUCAUAAUUGGUAUGAAUGUCAACGUUAUCUUAGUCAAAAUCAACAACUAAUUCGUGGUUGGCGUCCAUUUCUACGAAGUCAUGUUCAACAAAUUCAUUUACCAAAAUUAAAAAGCUAAUUUAAUGAAUUUGUUUAUUAUUACAUAAAUAAUCUAUUGUAAAAACAAACAUCUUGUAUAGAUGUUUCAUUGUAUUAUUGUACUUUAUUCUUCUAGUCAAUAUGUUUAAUGUAAUUUUUGUAUAGUUUCCAUAUACAACAUUAGAAAAAUUGAAUAAAACUUGUAGCUGUGAUUAAAAUGAAAUUUUAUGCUCAUCCACCCCUUCACUCUUCCCCACUUCUCCCUCCCGAUUAUUAUUUAUGUUCUUUUAUUUCUGUAAACAAUAAUGGUAGUGGAUCAAGUAGUGAAUCAAGUUAUGUAAUGAUCUAAGUAAUCCAGUCGUCGUCGUCGUCAAGAUUUCAGCAGAAAUUCAACAUUGAAUACCUGAAAGUUGUGUAAAGCGGCAUGAACAAAUGCAGUUAAAGACAGCCAGUGUAGCAGCGGUCUCGGCAUCAGUAGGCCUCAGCAUACACAAGGAGAAAACCAAGGUCCUCAAAUUCGAAACGAAGAACAAAAAUCCAAUCACUCUUGAUGGCGAAACUCUGGAAGAUGUAGAAUCCUUCACAUACCUGGGAAGCAUCAUCGAUGAACAAGGAGGUUCAGAUGCAGACGUAAAGACGAGGAUUUGCAAAGCGAGGGUCGCAUUCCUACAAUUGAAGAACAUAUGGAACUCAAAACAACUGUCUAUCAACCAAUAUCAAAGUCAGAAUCUUCAAUACGAACGUAAAGGAAGUUCUACUGUACGGAGCUGAAACUUGGAGAAGUAAUACAACCAUCAUCAAGAAGGUACAAGUAUUUAUAAAUAGUUGUCUACACAAGAUAUUCAACAUCCAGUGGCCGGAUACCAUCAGCAACAGCCUUCUGUGGGAGAGAACAAACCAGAUUGCAGUUGAAGAGGAAAUUAGGAAAAGACGAUGGAAAUGGAUAGUACAUACAUUACGUAAAUAAUCAAACUGUAUCAUGAGGCAAUCCCUAACUUAGAAUCCUGAAACGAAACGGAAAAGUGGAAGACCAAAGAACACAUUACAUCGGGAAAUAGAAUCAGAUAUGAAAAGGUUGAAUAACAACGGGAAAGAGCUUGGAAAGAUUGUUCAGGACAGGGUUGGAUGGAGAAUUCUAGUGGGCGGCCUAUGCUCUUCGACGAGUGGUAACAGGCGUAAGUAAUUGUUGUGUCCCGAGUUGCAUAAUGAGUGGUGAUUUUUUGGAUCUAUUUACGGACGAAUACUGUGCGUAUAUUUUUACCGUAUUAUUGUUAAUUAACUAAACUAUUCGUAUUCAUAUCUCUCUUAUCAUAAGCUUUAUUUUAACCUACGAACUGUUAUUAUAAGAUUUUCCAUUCUUGAAUUAUUCUCUGUCUAUUAAUCACUACCUCCCACAUUCACAGCCACAUUUGGCCAAAUCAAGUAGAAAUGUUAUUUUCUAUUUUAUGGUACGAUGUGGUCUGUUUGAUUGGCAUAUAAAGAGAGUAUGUUUGAAAUACAUGAUUAAUAUUGCAGAGGCUGAGACUUGUGUUCUGGACUUAACUGGCUGGGCUAGACAGGAAGCAGGGCCAAUCUGGACUUUAGGCUUGUCGCACAUGUUUACGCGUCCUUGGUCCGAUCGUUAAGUCACUGCUCUCUAAUCGGCGGUCACAAGAUAUAACAGUAAUAAUAAUAGUUUAAAGUUACAAAACACCUACUGAACUCGAAAUCUUGUUUAUUAUUCAGUUCCCUUUUUGCUAAGAUUACUAAUGAUUAAUUGGUCCUGAAGUUGGCCAAGGUAAGGGGAGUGGUUGAAGAUCUCUUCUUUCCUACGUAGCACCGGUUUUUUAAUCCUAAUGACUAUCGCUUCUGCCAUUUGAAGACUUUGUGUUGCACCGACUUUGGUGAAAAUUUACUGAUCCGAUAAAUUAUUGCGAAGGAUUGGUUUAUACCGGCACUGUGACUAGUUUACAAUAGAUAGCCAGUAUUGAGCUGUUCACUCUACGCCUUUAUUUAGUCAUUCUCGGAGAUGCUCGCGAGCACGAAGAUAUAGAUUUCUAGAACUUUUGCCAACAUAACGUGCUUCAUAAGAGCGGUCAAAUUGAUAAAUACAAAACAAAGUGAUCAUUCCAGUUAAUUCAUCUUUGAAUCUCAGGAGAGUAGAAAACACCAGUUUUAGCUUUCUGGUGUUGAAUAUUCUUUGGAUUGUUCUAUGCAAUCUCUGAAUUAAUGUUUCUUUGACUACAUUACCUCUGAGUUUUUAAGCAAAUGAACAGGACUUUCUUAUCUGUCGUUUGUAUUCCACUUAGUUCUAAUCUUUGUGAUCAUAUAUUUGUUUAUAAACUUCCCGGGGUACCUGUUUUCCUUAAGUGUAUUACUCAAUGCGUUUAGCUGUUUUUCAACUAUAUUGAUAAAACAUAUAGUACAUAUUUGAUAGUUAAGAGUUUUUAUCAAACGUCUUUUGUAUCGUAGAGAUACAUAGUUAAGGAAAUAUGCGUCUUCCUAUUCAUUCAUCAACUCUUUUAGUUAAUAGAAUGUCAUCAUUUUCGAAUUGGAAUAAUGACAAUAUACCAUUUAUAUUCUGACAAUAAUGAAUAUCAGUUUAUGAGCAUUGUUAAUUCAAUACAAAAAAGUGUACAUUAUUUGAUAAGUAAUGAUUCCUAAUUUACUUUGAUUGACUAUUUCUCACAAGGAUUUUAACAAUGGGGAAGAUAACAAAAUGCAUAAUCAUAGAUGGUAACAUUUUUGGGUACAGUAUUGUUAUCAGAGCUUAGUAAACUGUUAUGACUGUGAAAAAUAUAUGCUAAUGAUUAAGGGGUAGCGAAUUGUUGAUCGGACCAAAGACGCGCGAACACGUAGAACGGCCUAGGGUUCUGAUUGGUCCCGCUUACCCUGUCUAACCCAGCCAGUUGAGUCCAGAACACAAGUGUCAGCCUCGGAUAUAUGAAUCAUUAUAUUUCAAACAUACUUUGUUUAUAUACCAAUCAAGCAGACGACAACGUACCAUAAAAUAAAAAAUAACAUUGUACAAUAAUGGCCAACAGGAAAAUGACACGUUAAAUAAAUAUUGGCCAAUAAGAUGAUACCAUUUCAUGUCCAAGGAUAGCAUUUGCCUUAACAGGAUAAUUUUUGGGAUAUUUUCCUGAAUAUCCCAACAUAAACACAAAGUGGUUCUUAGUUAGUAGUAUAAGAAGAAUAUAAGUAAACUAUGAAAGUGAUACAUCUACAAAGACAUAAGCGUUUUUAAAGUAAUCGAUGUUGUAUGGGACGUGAAAGUUAGGAACCAAUAUUUUCUUAGUAGAAAGACUGUAAUGUCAUGCUUGUGAAUGAAUUGAAUAAGAAAGACCAAUUUCAAUUCACUGACAGAAUACUUAUAAUGAACUACAACUAGAAGUAAGAUGAUUUAUAAUCUACUUUUCAAAUUUUAAUUGCAGUGUAUAAUUUGUAUGUCGUACAUGUAGGGAAUACAGAAAAUCUAAAUGUAUGUAAGUGUUCAAUGAGUGAAAAGACAGAUGAUACACAGUUAAUUUUGACAACAUUGUCAACAUGUGCAUUGUAAUUAGUUCAUGCCUAAAAAGCUGAUACUCUUGAAUGUGACAAUAUAAUCAGUAAUAAGUUACUUCAAAAUGACCAGCAAUUAGAUAUUUAAUCCAAUUAGUGUGCAGUCAACUUCAUGUAUUGUCUCAUAGACACCAUGUUCUUUUUACCAAUAGCUUAGAUUAGAUAAGACCAUUUACAUUACUUACUAUGUAAAGCAACUGCUUUGAAAUCAACGGAAUUUAUAUAUUUGGUGAAUAUACACAUUGCAGUGUGUGCUACUGAUGUCGACAGAUAUAAGUAGUAUAUAUCAUCAAUCAAAUGUGAAAUGCUUAGUGGUAGUGUGGUGUGUGCUAAUUAUAUUGACACAGGUAGUAGAUGAUGUUAAUCGUGAACAGAAGGUCUGACAGCAGAGGGACAAGAGGACCGAAUAGUAAAGAAUGGAAACAAGAUGCAAUUUGUAUGAAAAUGCUAGAACAAUGAAGUCUGAGUCAUUAUGAGACAAUUGAUGGACAUUCUACAAAUUAAGCAUUUAUUUUAUGAUUGUUAGAUUUUAUUAACAAGUCCUGUAAUUUUGUGUUUAAUACAUUCGAUUGUCCCCAGUGGUGUUCGUGUUCACCACAGUAGAAGGUUAAGAAGAUCACAGAAAACAGAACGAGGACAGAGAAUGAUUGGUGUGGAAACAAAGGGACAGUCAAUUGAUUGACAUCUUAUAAAUGAAGUAUUUACUGUAUGGUUCUCAGAUUCUACUAAAAUGUUCUGUAAUUUUGUAUUCAAAUACAUUUGAUUGUUCCCAAUUGUGUUCUCAUUCACUAUACUAACAAUUCGUCGAAAUAAAGUUACUGAUAUCCAAUGGUGGAUCUAUUUCUGAAGAAGUUCAAAACUUUAUUCUUCUAUUGUAUAUUAACAGUUUCGUUUAAAUCAUAUUUCUUACUACAAGAUCAUCUACAAAGUAUUGAAAAUUGCUUCAGUUUGUUCAUUAAUUUUCUCUACUAACUUCAUUGAUAAAAUUUCAAUAUUCGAUUGACACUAAAGCGUAUUGAUUACAAGGACUAAAUAUAUUUCAGGUAUCUAAGAAAAAGAUUAAGAAUCUAUUCACAGAAAAAUACAAACAUAUAUAUUAUAGACACCCUAGUCCCUUCCAUUUGAGUUGAUUUAUCAUGAUGUCUACCAUGGAUAUGGAAAUCUCGAGCUUCAAAAAACUCAUGGGGGAAAGAGAAACAUUCGUAUAACACACUAUUUUCUUUAGUGCCAGAAAGGGUUUUGUGGUGAUUGUAGUAAUUUCAACAGUUGAGAUGAUGAGUCAAAUGAAGCUAGGCCACCAUGAAAAACCGUCCAUGGUGGUCUAGCUUCAAUUGACUCAUGAUCUCAACUGUUGAAACUAUUUUCUUUGUAAAUUCUCUUUGAUAUUUAUGGUUGGCCAUAUUUUAUUUACAG
Molecule: messenger RNA, 6084 nt
Organism: Schistosoma haematobium
Lineage: Eukaryota; Metazoa; Platyhelminthes; Trematoda; Strigeidida; Schistosomatidae
Gene: MTCH-1
Product: mitochondrial carrier
Exons: 6
Coding region: 143-1171 (342 amino acids)
Source: RefSeq, a predicted model, not a curated record